AUGACAUACUACCCCGAUUUCUCGUGGAAUGGCGCCCUCUCAACAAUCUCGGAUCCCCAAAGUCCCCACAGCAGUAGCGAAAGUACCCUAGGAAUGAACCGCAUCACAUCACCAGCAUUUUGCCAAGAGGAGAUACUCCCCGUGGACGAGUAUCCCGCGCCCAACCAACUCCUCGAUAUCGACUCAAAUCUCCUCCCUAAGCAUAACGCACUCGAUCAUCUCUCGCCUUAUACCGAUUUUGACGCUUGGUCGGGUAGCCAGUCGGAUCGAAAUAUCUCGCCAGAGCAAUGGUCCCCUCUUCUUCCUAAGGAUGCCGCCCUCCCGCAACCUGACCGUCGCUCAAAGCGACCGGUAGAAGCUUCGAGGGGGGUUCGCAAAGAGCGCAAACCUACUUCUGUACCUAGUCGAAGGCGGCGAGGGACUGGUACAAAUGAUAUGAGGACAUUCGUGUGCAGUUUUGCGCCUUAUGGUUGUGAGAGUACCUUUGUUUCAAAAAAUGAGUGGAAGCGACAUGUUACCUCGCAGCAUUUACAGUUGGGGUUUUAUCGUUGUGAUGUUGGGAAAUGUAAUUCUCAACACCAGACACAUUUCCUCUCCAUAUCGACUUUGCCAGCUACGGUUUCUACUUUGACAUCUACAUCGAAAUCUAACGCGAAAGCGACAUCGAGCAUAUCUUCACCUCCACCGGGGCAAUCAAAUGAUUUCAACCGCAAAGAUCUCUUUACGCAACACCAUCGCCGUAUGCAUGCACCCUGGCUACAAUCCGGAAGACGAGAGCCAACCGGAUCUGAGCAAAGUGACUUCGAAGCUGGGCUGGAGGAGGUACGUCAGCGCUGCUGGCAUGGUCUACGGACACCGCCCUUGCAGAGUCAUUGUGGAUUUUGUAGGGAGGGGUUUUCGGGCGAGGGAAGUUGGGACGUGCGCAUGGAGCAUAUUGGUCGCCACUUUGAGAGGGAGGAUCGACGUGCUCUUGGGGUUGAAAGGGAGGAUCUGGCUUUGAGGGAGUGGGGGCUUGAGCAGGGGAUACUGGUUCUUGUUGAUGGGGUUUGUCGGUUGGCUUCUUUGAUAUAA
Messenger RNA from Penicillium odoratum, 1071 nucleotides. RefSeq names its product putative C2H2 finger domain protein. Bases 1 to 1071 code for a protein of 356 amino acids. The transcript has a single exon. NCBI's taxonomy places the organism in Eukaryota, Fungi, Ascomycota, Eurotiomycetes, Eurotiales, Aspergillaceae. The record is from RefSeq and is a predicted model, not a curated record. Gene Ontology annotation, molecular function: DNA-binding transcription factor activity.